AUGAAGUACAUGAAGCAAAAACAGAACACGCUGAUCCUCGGACUCACCGCUUUGGUCCUGUUGGGUACUAUGGUUGGCGUCUGGCUGCAACGACCCCUCCCCCUGCCUGAGUUUGAACACCCGAUAGUCGAAGUGAAAAAGCAGGCGUUCUUCGAUUACCUCAGCCCAGCCAUUGAAGACAUCAGUGAUGAGAUCAGCGCGGAUCGACAGUGGGUACUCGCCUUACAGGCGAACCAGUCAAUUGAUGAUCUUUCUCUAUUGCAGCUGCAAAAACUGCACAACCUGGCCACCAGAUACGAAAUCAACCCAGCAGAAGCUGAGUCAAACACCGCGCUCAUCGAUCAACUGCUGCUGCGCAUCGACGUUGUACCUAAGUCACUGGCACUGGUACAAGCAGCCAAAGAAUCCGGGUGGGGAAGUUCCCGGUUUGCCCGUAAUGGCUACAAUUUGUUUGGACAGCAGUGUUUCGAAAGCGGGUGCGGCUUCACUCCCGCCGCACGAAAAGCCGGCAGAUCCCACGAAGUGGCGGAAUUUGACAGCGUUGAAUCGGCGGUUCGCGCCUACAUGCACAAUCUGAACACACACUAUCGAUACCGGGAUUUUCGUUUGCUGCGAGCGCAGCUACGACGUCAGAGGGAAAAUCUUUCGGGCAUACGGUUGGCCCAGGGGUUAGGCGCUUAUUCCGAGCGAGGCAUGGCAGAGGUUAGCGUUGCGAACAACGCCAGAACAGAGCAGGCAGAUCACGCCGUUGUGCUGCUGUACCACCAUGUUGCAGAUCACACGCCACCCAGCACCAGCAUCACUAUUAAGGACUUUGUUGCUCAACUGGACCACUUCAAAAGCAACAAGGUCAAAAUUCUGCCUUUAGAGCAAAUCGUUGCCACUCUGAGAGAAAAUGGCGCGGUGCCUGACAAUGCCAUUGCCAUAUCUUUCGACGAUGCGUACGCCACGGUUUUCAACAAUGCCUGGCCGGAGCUCAAACGCCGCAACCUGCCGUUCACCGUUUUCGUCAACACUGCGGCCAUCAAGGCAGAGCCCACUACCUAUAUGUCAUGGGCACAACUCAAAGAAUUGAAUGACGCCGGGGUUACCAUUGGCAACCAUAGUCACACCCACCAGCAUCUGGUCAGUAAGUUGGGUCAGCCAGACUGGGCAGCCGCCGUAGAACAGGACAUCACACAAGCGAGCACACUCCUGCGCAAACACCUGGGCACAACACCCCAACUGUUCGCCUAUCCCUACGGCGAAUUCAGUGCCGCAUUGCAGGAACUGGUCGGCAGGUUGGGUUUGAUUGGUUUCGGUCAACACUCAGGCGCCAUCGACACAACAUCCGACUACACAGCCUUGCCACGGUUUCCUAUCGGUGGCAGCUACUCAUCUCUCUCACGCAUUGAUACGGCGAUAAAGUCACGACCCCUUGAGGUGAACGCUGACCCAGCCAACGGCGUCAUCCUUUCUAACAAUGCCACAUCUUUCGAUGUUGAAAUCCACAUUGCUGAUGGCCCCGAGAAUCUGUCUUUGCUCGCCUGUUACCCUGCAGGUGGUACGCGCCUGAACUUAACGCCCCAGGGCAAUCGGCGCUUCCUGAUUCAACUCACCAACCUGAAUUCUCCAGGACGGCACAAGAUCAACUGCACCUUGCCUGACAGUGAUCAUCGGGGGGCAUUUUUCUGGUGGAGCUUUCUCAUGAUGAGGGGGAGCACUAUCAUUCUUAACGAAAUGUUACUCAAUCUGGCCCGUUGGCUGGACGCACAAGCGUGGAGCAUCGGCCUGCACGAGUCGUACUAUAUGUAUGCCUGGGUGGAGACUACCCAUGUCCUGACGCUGAUGAUCUUUCUCGGCAUGCUGUUUGUCAUCGAUCUGCGCAUGCUGGGCGUCGCCUUUCAGAACGUACCGGCUUCAACGGUAGCUGACCGUUUGGAUAAGCCGAUGAUGAUCGGCUUUACCAUCAUGGUGAUUACCGGCCUGGUUCUUUACUACGCCAUUCCCGUGCGCACCACUCAAAGCAUCUGGUUCCGAAUAAAGGUCGUCCUGCUGAUUUGCGCCGGCAUCAACGCUCUGCUGUUCCGCAACCGGAUGAAAGCCGCGGACGGCAGUUGGGACAACGACGUUAAACCGCCAAAGCGCAUGCGUAUCGGGGCGGCUUUAUCGCUCUCGUUCUGGGCAGGCGUUGUGGUUACAGGUCGCGCCAUCGCCUACGACUGGUAUGACUGCAACAAAGACAUGUCCGUGUUCAUGUACUGGGCGGCAGGUUGCGUUGACGAACUUGCGGCACUGGACUAG
Symbiodinium pilosum is the source of this 2283-nucleotide messenger RNA. NCBI's taxonomy places the organism in Eukaryota, Dinophyceae, Suessiales, Symbiodiniaceae. The record is from the annotation of a GenBank genome assembly.